Molecule: messenger RNA, 1345 nt
Organism: Papaver somniferum (opium poppy)
Lineage: Eukaryota; Viridiplantae; Streptophyta; Magnoliopsida; Ranunculales; Papaveraceae
Product: katanin p60 ATPase-containing subunit A1-like
Exons: 9
Coding region: 1-834 (277 amino acids)
Biological process (GO): microtubule severing
Cellular component (GO): microtubule cytoskeleton
Molecular function (GO): ATP binding; ATP hydrolysis activity
Source: RefSeq, a predicted model, not a curated record
AUGGGUUCGUGUGAUUCAGAGGAGUUGAUGUCGCUGACUGUGAUGAUUAACAGGGAGUUCCUGGUGAUCUGUUAUGAGAAGGGUAUGAUGCAGAUUUGGGGUUUGAGAAGUAUUGCAGAUGGAGAGGAUGGUGGCGCUGUUCAAAAGGAUAAGCAAUUGACAGCCGCUGGUUCUAGCAAAACCAAUUCGGGCAAGAGCGAAUCAGCGACCGAUGAAUCUGAAGAGAAGAAGAGGCCAGAGUAUGAAGGACCCGAUCCUGAGUUGGCGGCGAUGCUUGAGAGAGAUGUCUUGGAGACCAGUCCAGGAGUUAGAUGGGAUGAUGUUGCUGGACUUAAAGACGCCAAAAGACUUUUGGAGGAAGCUGUUGUUCUUCCUUUAUGGAUGCCCGAGUAUUUCCAGGGAAUCAGAAGGCCAUGGAAAGGUGUGCUUAUGUUUGGUCCGCCUGGUACUGGAAAGACACUCUUAGUUAAGGCAGUUGCUACAGAGUGCGGCACAACAUUUUUCAAUGUUUCCUCUGCUACUUUAGCUUCAAAAUGGCGUGGGGAGAGUGAACGUAUGGUUCGGUGUUUGUUUGAUCUGGCCAGAUCUUACGCACCAAGCACAAUCUUCAUCGACGAGAUUGAUUCUCUUUGCAAUUCCAGAGGGGCAUCAGGGGAGCAUGAAUCUUCGAGAAGGGUGAAAUCGGAACUUCUUGUACAGGUAGAUGGAGUCAAUGCAAGCACUCCUGGCGAUGAUGGUGCACGCAAAAUAGUGAUGGUCUUGGCAGCUACCAACUUUCCAUGGGAUGUCGAUGAGGCUCUUAGGUUCGCAAAAAUUGUUCGAUCCAACAUCUGAGACUGAACCUGAUUUUGAUUUGGAUAUUAAAGAUGACGUUCAAGAUGAAGUUUCAAAGUUUGGGACAGUAAAACAUAUUUUUGUGGACAAUAAUAGUGCUGGGCAUGUGUACUUGCGGUUUGAUACUACAACAUCAGCCAUGAGUGCGCAGUGUGCUCUUCAUGGGAGAUGGUUUGCUGGGAAGAUGAUAACUGCAGCAUACAUGGUUAAUUGAAUGAUGCUUUGUUGUGAGAUCGGAAAGGUUGGAGAACAAAGCAGCAAAGCAGCAGCCAUUAGGUCCCUUGGCAGCUGCAAGAUUUGUAAGUUAUAAUGUAGUAUCUCCUUAUAGAGAUUUAAGUUGGAAGAACUUAGGAAUUUCAGAACUUUAUACAAACUGAACUUAGGAACUAAGUAAGUUUAUGUGUAUGUCCAUUAAAUGAAUGACAUAGUUUGUAUCAAAUACUCAUACUUGUUGUUAACUUCAAUUGAAGAAUUCUUUUUUCAUAAUGGUGAAUGUGGAAAUGAAAGUGAA